AGUGACAUUGACGCAAGAUUGUUUGUAAUGCUUUCUCGAAAUUAUUCAUCUGUUUUGUUUUCUUAUUUUUCAUAAAAACUACAAAUAACUUUACAGAAUGGUGAAAAUCGCUCUCCAGAUAAAAGCUAAUUUAGAAUGCAUUGAGAAAUUGUACACGAACCAUCCCCACUACCAAUGGUUUUUAAAACUCAAGUGUUCCAGUUGCGGCGAAGUUUCUGAUAAGUUUCACGACCUCACGGAAGCCGAUAAAGUCCCACAUAAACACAAUAGGUCCGAGACUAACUUGCUGAUUAAAUGCAAGCUGUGCUCGAGGGAAAAUAGCAUGGAUGUCAUUGAAGGCAGCAAUGGUGCAUACACAAAUAAUGACGUGAAUAAAUUCAAAACACUUGUCAUCUUCGACUGCCGAGGAGUGGAGCCUGUUGAUUUUGAACCCAAGUCUGGGUGGAUAGCAGAGGCUGAGGAUAAUGGCAAGAAGUUCGAGGAUGUUGAUCUGACGGAGAAAGAGUGGGUGGAUUACGACGAGAAGAACCAGACAUCCGUCGGCGUUUACGAACUCGAGUGGCAGUUCGUUAAAGUCAAGUAAACUAUGUACAUUUACAUUUAUUUUAUGUUAACUAAAUUAAUAUUUUUAUUUAAAUAAAUUUUACACG
Molecule: messenger RNA, 650 nt
Organism: Amyelois transitella
Lineage: Eukaryota; Metazoa; Arthropoda; Insecta; Lepidoptera; Pyralidae
Product: UPF0587 protein GA18326
Exons: 3
Coding region: 98-583 (161 amino acids)
Molecular function (GO): zinc ion binding
Source: RefSeq, a predicted model, not a curated record